CUUGAAAUUGCAUCAUCGGAACUAAAAUCAAAUCCAAACAAAAUUUCUUACAAAGAUGCCUUAUGGUUUGGUGCAGAGAUAGGAGACCGACACACAAGGUGUCUAUUGAAUUCAUUAUUCCAACUGAUUGUACUGCUUAUAAAGAUGUAAACACCUGCAUUUUCUCAUUUUUGCAGACACGUGUGUCACUAACACACAGGAAAAAAAAGUAUUUCAUACCAAGAAUACCUCUAAUCUCUGAAGAUCUGAAUCUCACACCUACUAUUUGCUGAUGAUUGUAUCUUGUUUAUUGAAGCAAAGGAUGAAUCAACAGAAGUUGUGAGACAAGUAUUGUAUGCAUACGAAUCAUCGGCUGGACAAAAAAUUAAUUUUGAGAAGUCGAGAUUGUAUUAUGAAAAAAAUGUUGAUCUGUCUAUUCAGUCCCAAGUAGCAAGUAAGAUGGGAGUGAAAAUAGAUGAUGGGAAAGGGAAAUAUCUGGGAAUGCCCUACCUGAUUGGAAGAUCGAAGAAUGAGGUGUUUGUCUAUAUUAAAGAGAAAAUCAAAAGGAAAUUAGAGGGACGGAAGGAAAAAACUCUCUCUAUGGCGGGGAGAGAAAUUCUAAUAAAGGCAGUUAUACAACCAAUACCAAAUUAUGUGAUGACCUGCUUCAAGUUGCCUAAAUCUUUCUGCUGUGAAAUAAUGGCUCUGGUCAGGAAUUUCUAGUGGGGGAGCAAAGAAGGGGAGAAAAAGAUAUGUUGGACGAAAUGGGACGAUUUAUGCAAACCUAAGGCGAAAGGUGGAAUGGGUUUCCGAGAUAUAGAAGCUUUCAAUUUAGCCUUACUUGCUAAACAGUGCUGGAGAAUUCUGAAAAACGGUGAUUCCUUGGCUGCAAAGGUAAUAAAAGCGAAAUACUUUGGAAAUGCAGAGUUUUUAAGAGCUGAGUUGGGACGUAGUCCUUCUUAUAUUUGGAGAAGUCUAAUGAAUGGCAGAAAGCUACUUAAGGAGGGCAUAAGAUGGAGGGUUGGGAUGGGAGAAAGAUCAAUGUUUGGAAGGAUCCUUGGAUUCCCGGACCCACAACAUUCAGAGUUAUAAGUCCACACAAUAGGCGUCUUAGAGAGGUAAGAGUAGCAGAUUUAAUUGAUUUUCAAGCUGGACAGUGGUCUAUGCGGAAACUUCAACAGCAUUUUCUGGAGUUUGAAGCGCAGGAAAUCUCAAAAAUUCCCCUAUAACCAGCUGGCCUGAAGAUGAGUGGAUAUGGCACUACAAUCGGAAUGGGGAAUUCACAGUAAAGUCAGCUUAUAAUCUGGCCGUCAAUCAUAAGAAUGGAAACAUUGAAGGGGAGACAUCUUCAAUUGUCGAAGUAGAAAAGAUAUGGAAGAAACUAUGGAGUCUACAAAUCCCUCCCAAAAUUAAAAUAUUUCUAUGGAGAUUAUGUAGAAGAAAUCUGGCGACCAAGCCAGAACUAAGGAAGAGGAUGAAGUUUGUUGAAGCAAAAUGUAGCUGGUGCGGGAUUGAAGAUGAAUCAGAUAGACAUCUAGUUUUUGAAUGUCAUUGGGUGAAGAAUAUUUGGAAAGAUGAAUUGUUAGAUGUAAAGAUCUAUAGUAAGGCAUCAGGUUUCCUUGAUUGGUUAUGGAUGAAGUCUUAUGAACAAUGCAGGUUGGAAGAAAUAGCUGCAGUUCUCUGGCUCAUCUGGAAGAGCAGAUAUCGGGGUAUUCGGAGAGAUCCAAGAAUGAUCACUACUCUUGCCAAACAAAUAGUUGAAGAGUUUAAACUGUUCAAUGGGAAAAACGAAGUUGUGAAGGAGGAUCAUAAUCUAACAUGGAAAACUCCACCGUAGAAUAUAUUGAAACUAAAUGUUGAUGCAACUUUUAAAGAUGGAAAGAAGGAAUUGGAAUAGUAGUGAGAAAUGAUAAAGGGGAAAUUGAAGCUGUUUAUGCCGAACCGGCUUAUCAUAUUGUGGAUGCUGAACAUGCCGAAUGUUUGGCGUUCUUAAGAGCCUUCACUUUAUCACAUGAUCAGGGUGUUAUUCAUUGCAUAAUUGAAGGAGAUGCUAUCAACAUUGUUCACAAGGUGCUGAAACUUGAUAAAGACCUUUCAAGUAUCGGACAUAUCGUUGAAGACAUUAGAAAAUUGAAAGAUGGUUUUGCUAGUUUGGUGAUUAGUCAUGUAAAGCGAAGUUGUAACAAAGUAGUCUAGAAGAAUCAGCUCUAGCAUUCUAGGGUUUGAAGAAGGUAAAGUGUAAAUCUGAUUUGGGGAAGAAAAAGGAAAUACGUGUAUCUUAU
Oldenlandia corymbosa var. corymbosa is the source of this 2261-nucleotide messenger RNA. NCBI's taxonomy places the organism in Eukaryota, Viridiplantae, Streptophyta, Magnoliopsida, Gentianales, Rubiaceae. The record is from the annotation of a GenBank genome assembly.